AUGAGAUCCCUACCACCUCCUAGAAUUACAAGGAAACGAAGAUGGAGAAGGUUCAAGAGAGCUAUCAAAUAUUUUUUUAAAACUGGAAAAUUGACUGAUCCUUCAAGUCCCAAUUAUAGGUUUAAAUCUCAAAGCAUUUCAAAAAUCAAACAAAGUAGGAUUACAUCCCGCUUAAGAAGAAGUAAUUUCACUAAAUCUGAUCAAUUCUUAAGGUCUUCUACCAAUGCAGGGAUGAAGACUGCUUCAUUUGUGGGUAAACUAGUAACAAGAUCGAUGCCAGUACUCAAACCAUUCUCCUCAUCCAAUUCGCUUAACGUACAAGUAAGAUUUUAA
Molecule: messenger RNA, 333 nt
Organism: Yamadazyma jaroonii
Lineage: Eukaryota; Fungi; Ascomycota; Pichiomycetes; Serinales; Debaryomycetaceae
Source: the annotation of a GenBank genome assembly